Nannospalax galili (Upper Galilee mountains blind mole rat) is the source of this 1737-nucleotide messenger RNA. RefSeq names its product RAB34, member RAS oncogene family (gene Rab34). Lineage: Eukaryota; Metazoa; Chordata; Mammalia; Rodentia; Spalacidae. The transcript is spliced from 10 exons. The coding region runs from base 598 to 1377 and encodes 259 amino acids. The record is from RefSeq and is a predicted model, not a curated record. Gene Ontology annotation, molecular function: GTP binding; GTPase activity. Gene Ontology annotation, biological process: phagosome-lysosome fusion; endocytosis.
AGGAAUUUCCGGGAAUCAUGUUACAGCAUUCUCGCGGAGCUGGAGCGCAGAGGGACGGCAGGCCUGGCGGCGGGUCGGAGCCGUUGCCCCCUUCUCUGCGGCUCCCGGACCCGGGCUGCGCUGCCCCUGCGCACACAGACCCCGGGUGGCGGGGCCGCCCCGUGCCCCCGAGCCUCUCUGUUAUGGUAGGGCCACCCCAGCCCCGAGUUGUCGUCGGGUCUCCUCGGCCCCGAGUUAUCGUAGGAGCUAUCCGACCGCGUAUCAUCGUCGGGUCCGCGCGGGCCCGGACUCCCCCGGACUCGAGUCCCCGCCCCCAGCUAGCCGCCGGGGGGUCUCCCCGCCCCCGAGUCGUCUUCGGGACGCCCCGGGCCCGGGUGAUUGUAGGGUCAGCCCGACCCGAGGUGACCGUCUCAUCCCCGUGGCCUGCGGUGGUCGUAGCAUCUUCUAGGCCGAGGGCUCCCGCCGGCUCCCCGUGGCCCCGGGUGAUCGUCGGGACUCCGCGGCCGCGGGUGAUCGUCGGAUCUCCACGGGCUCGGGCCGCCGGGGCGGAUCCGACCUCCGCACCUUCUCAGGGCGCCCGGCAAGGCGGGAGACAAAAUGAACAUCCUGGCGCCGGUGCGGAGGGACCGCAUCCUGGCGGAGCUGCCCCAGUGCCUGAGGAAGGAGGCCGCUUUGCACGUGCGCAGAGACUUCGACCCCCGCGUCACUUGCGCCUGCCAGGAGCACCGGACAGGCACCGUGGGAUUUAAGAUAUCCAAGGUCAUUGUGGUAGGGGACCUGUCUGUGGGGAAGACCUGCCUCAUUAAUAGGUUCUGCAAAGACACCUUUGAUAAGAAUUACAAGGCCACCAUCGGAGUGGACUUUGAGAUGGAACGAUUUGAAGUGUUCGGGGUCCCCUUCAGUCUCCAACUUUGGGACACUGCUGGGCAGGAGAGAUUCAAAUGCAUCGCCUCCACCUACUACCGAGGAGCUCAAGCUAUCAUCAUUGUCUUCAACCUGAAUGAUGUGGUGUCCCUGGAACAUACCAAGCAGUGGCUUGCUGAUGCACUCAAGGAGAAUGACCCUUCCAACGUGCUUCUCUUCCUUGUGGGUUCCAAGAAGGACCUGAGUACUCCUGCUCAGUAUGCCUUAAUGGAGAAAGAUGCCCUCAAGGUGGCCCAAGAGAUUAAGGCUGAGUAUUGGGCCGUGUCAUCCCUUACUGGUGAGAAUGUCCGGGAAUUCUUCUUCCGUGUGGCAGCACUGACCUUUGAGGCCAAUGUACUGGCUGAGCUGGAGAAAUCUGGGGCUCGUCACAUUGGAGAUGUUGUCCGUAUCAACAGUGAUGACAAAAACCUCUACUUAACUGCUAGCAAGAAAAAGGCCACAUGUUGUCCCUGAGAGAGGACUGACAAGAAACUGCCUGUUCCUGGGACACUGUUCCAUCUUGACUAUUCCAGAACUCAACCCCUGGACAUUUGCACUGACUCUUUUUCCAGACCAAAGAGCUGCCCAUGAUGGCAGUUGACCCCUGGAGGGGUAACUGGGACCAUGCUAGUCACUUCCUGCUCCCAGGCACCAGGCCAAAGACUGGAUGACCCCGUACUCUUCUGGGGCUCUCUGGGGUGCCCAGCAAUGGGGGUGGGGAGCAGUGUUUCUGCAGUUUUUGCUCACCCUGCUGGGCCCUUUUCAUUUGAGGAUGCCUAAUUAUUUCAGCCUUAUACUGUGCCUUAUGCAUUAAAAUUGCUUUCUUAUUAUCAU